GUUCAAUCUGAACGUUCGACACAACUCAAUGUAGUUGUAAGCUUACAGUUAUAAACGGAAAUUGUAGACAAGAUAAUAAACAAUAGAAAUAAUUCAAAUAACAUGGAAUACGAGAGCGUGCUGAUUGUUAAACCCGAGGUAUUCAUAUACAAAAUACCGCCACGCGCCAGCAACAGAGGAUAUAGAGCAGCGGACUGGAACCUCAAAGAGCCCACUUGGACCGGACGGAUGCGUCUGGUGGCCAAGGGCACCACAUGCAUUCUUAAACUGGAGGAUAAGACGAGCGGCGCUCUAUUUGCCAAUUGUCCCAUCGAUACAUAUCCCGGCGUGGCCAUCGAGGCGGUUUCCGACAGUUCGCGGUAUUUUGUUAUACGCGUUCAGGACGACAAUGGGCGAUCAGCAUUUUUGGGCCUGGGAUUUGGUGAUCGUUCCGAUUCGUUUGACUUGAAUGUCGCGUUACAGGAUCACUUCAAGUGGGUUAAGAAUCAGGAGCAAAUCGAAAAGGAGAAAACCGAACCCAAACAGGAACUCGAUCUUGGCUUCAAGGAGGGCGAAACUAUCAAAAUUAACAUGCGCAUAACGAAAAAGGAUGGCUCUGAGGGCAGCUCGCGUACUGGCAAGGGCAAGGGAACUGGUGGCGUGCUACCACCGCCACCUGGUGGAUUGGGAAAAAUAGCACCACCACCGGCUGCAGCGGCACCAGCGACGUUGCGACAAAGUCCAGGCGCCUCGCCAGCUCACAGGAGCAGCGGAGGCGGCGCCGGCACUGAAUGGACCGACUACGCAUCCGCCGGUGGUAAUCAAGGACAACAGAAUACGGCGAAUGCCAAUUGGGUGCAGUUUUAGGCUGAAAUCGGCGCAACGUCACGCACUUUUCUUGUGUUAAGGCUCUUAAUGUGUUUUUUUUUAUUGUUCAACACACACACACACACACAACUUUCACUCGCUAUUCAAAUGGACAACAGAACGAGCUCCGAGAAUGACCAACACAUACACACUAAUACAUAUAU
This is a messenger RNA of Drosophila innubila, 1010 nucleotides long. RefSeq names its product NECAP-like protein CG9132. The record is from RefSeq and is a predicted model, not a curated record. Bases 103 to 846 code for a protein of 247 amino acids. Gene Ontology annotation, cellular component: clathrin vesicle coat; membrane. The transcript has 4 exons. Gene Ontology annotation, biological process: endocytosis. NCBI's taxonomy places the organism in Eukaryota, Metazoa, Arthropoda, Insecta, Diptera, Drosophilidae.